Molecule: messenger RNA, 480 nt
Organism: Caenorhabditis angaria
Lineage: Eukaryota; Metazoa; Nematoda; Chromadorea; Rhabditida; Rhabditidae
Source: the annotation of a GenBank genome assembly
AUGAUCAAACUUUCGAUUUUCUUGAUCGUUAUUCCUAUUGUUUUUUCAUCUCCAAUUCAACCUUCUCAAGAUAAUUCAAUAAUUGGCUAUCAAUUCUUGAAUACUCUUUUGAAUUCAUCAAGAACAGAUGAUUAUUCAAUUUUCAACCAAACCUUCGAAGGCACAGUCUAUCGGAAUAAGGAUUUUAUAAGAACUUUGAGCAGAGAAAAAAUCUUUAAAGCUCUUCGAUUAAUUUCAAAGAUUAAAAAAACAGUUCAAGAAAUAUUUCGUACUCCAGAAACACGUUUCAUAGUAUUUCAUAGAAAUGGAAGAGCUGAGGGAUUGCAUAUCAAAAAUCGAAAUUCGAAAGGCUAUACAAGUUUCAGAGUCACUAUUUUGGCUGAAAACCGUUAUAGACUUGACGCAUUCAAAAUUCAAUAUAUUGAUAGAGCUCCUAUUGAUUAUUCUAACCAAAAACUGUUGUCAAUGUUGCUAACUUGA